UUGCUCAAUUCAUUGAACACCUUCAGACACAGGUCAAUACACACACACGAUGGAUUAGCUAUCCAAUAAGUGGGCGCGUAUCCCAGAUGGCGGCAAGUCGUAUCCAAGGAAAGAAUCAGCCUCUGAUGACCUAUUUCUCGGAUGCACGGCCUGGCAGCCAAGCCGGCUACACGCCUGUGCGAAGUCACUCAUCAACGCACAGGUGAGCACAUGGGAAGACACACAAGUGAGCUGACAUGUCACUGCACCUUGCACCCACGAUUCGAAGAAAGCCACCGUGAGACGGCCGCUUGAGCAACCCAGUGCGUAGUCCAUUGACGAAAACCAGCUAUACACACCAGGCGGUCAUAUACAGUGAUCAAGUCAGUCCACCUAUCAACACACACCCUCUCUACGUGCUUCAUUCUUCUGGGACCAUGUGCAGUGACGUUGAGUGGACAACCGUGCUGUCGACAAAGGUAAGAUGCACGUGCCGUGAAUGCUAGUCAGCAUAAGAGAGGCCACACAAGUGAGCGAGCGUGCCACUGGGGCUCAAGAAACGAGAAUGUAUCCGAGGGACCAGCCCACGUCGGCUUCUUCCUCAGAUGCACCACUCGGCACUCCAGCCACCGUGACACACCCACCGACAGAGGGCAACGCAGUAAGUACAUCAAUGACUGACAACCAGCUAUACACACACCAGGCGGUCAUAUACAGUGAUAGAGUCAGUCAGUCUUCGCAGUACCCGUCCUGUCUAUCAUAUCAACACACCCCCUCUCAGUGUCCUCCCCUCUAUCGACCGAUCAUCCUACGAGCCGCCUGAUGCCCUCGGCAAGCCACCCCAGGAUGCCGCCCUUGGUCAGCAACACCAGCAACCCUGAUUGACACACAACACACACCAUACACAGGGCAUCCUUUGUGCGUGUGUGGCGAACAGGCGCACCCGAGAUGAGCACAAGCAAGCCCACAAACAUGAGUGCGAAGACGGCCUUGAUGGCCAUCGAUUCGCGAGGCGACAGCCCACUCGUGAGUGCACCCAGCUUCUGCAGAGCAGCGCGGCCCUCGGGAGUCAGCCUCGACCGAAACCACUGCACACACACUCCACGCACCCACCAGCCCGAAGAGCACGUCCGUGCAGUUGCGUGCUAUCAAGAGAUACAUGCAUGGCUCACCUCGGCUCGUCUUCGGGCAGCCUCUACAUCAGCCUGAGAGAUCGGCUCCCGCCUUUCGUUGCCGUCAGCAGCUGUCAUCGUGUUGCCGGCCUGCGCAUCCGUCGGCAUUCCUCUCCUCUGCCGCAUGCCCUCCCUCUGCGCCGCGCCACUAGUGACGACGGACGUGUGGCCGUCGGGCUGGGCGUCCUCCUGCUUGGUCUUGGGAGUCGGGCUUCUUCGGCUGGCGUAGACGAGGAACGACAGACCAGCGAUGAUGCCCGCUGAGAAGACGGCGAUGGCCUCGGCAGGCGCCCCUGCCCACACCCCCGGCAAAUCCAUGCGCAAGCAGCUGCCCUUCUGAAGCGUCGAG
Messenger RNA from Vitrella brassicaformis, 1500 nucleotides. The record is from the annotation of a GenBank genome assembly. NCBI's taxonomy places the organism in Eukaryota, Vitrellaceae.